GAACAAGAACUAGACCAUGACUGUAACUGUCAAAAUUGUGAAUGCUGAAUUUGCAAACAAACGUAAAUUUUCCGUGUUGUUAUUUGGAAAAUUUACUUGAUUUGACGUUUUUUAAGAACAAAUAUAAAGAAUGGCAUCUGUUGCUGAACCUCUGACCCUUGAAAGAGAUGUGAAGAGAGCUAUAGAGUUGUUAGAAAAGUUACAAAAAAGUGGAGAGCUUCCAAACCAAAAGUUAGCUGCUCUUCAAAAAGUUCUACAAAGCGAUUUUUGCACUGCAGUUAGAGAAGUUUAUGAACAUGUGUAUGAAACAGUUGAUAUCUCUGGUAGUCCUGAUAUUAGAGCUAGUGCUACAGCUAAAGCUACUGUGGCUGCAUUUGCUGCGAGUGAAGGCCACGCCCAUCCCCGUGUUGUUGAAUUACCAAAAACUGAUGAAGGGUUGGGAUUCAAUGUUAUGGGAGGCCGUGAACAAAACUCACCAAUUUAUAUUUCCAGAAUAAUUCCUGGUGGGGUUGCUGAUCGUCAUGGUGGUUUGAAAAGAGGAGAUCAACUUCUGUCUGUCAAUGGAGUUAGCGUGGAGGGAGAAAAUCAUGAGAAGGCUGUGGAAUUACUGAAAGCUGCUCAAGGAACAGUUAAACUAGUUGUUCGUUACACUCCUAAAGUCCUUGAGGAAAUGGAGUUGAGAUUUGACAAGCAAAGAGCAUUGCGUCGCCGUCAGAAUCAUUAAAAUUUCAUUCCUUACCUAACACUAUAAGUACCAAUCAUUAAAUAAUUUUGCAGUAUAAAAAAUGUGUUAUGUGAGGCAUAGUUCAAUUAUGGUGUAAACAAUGGAAUUUAAUCAUGACUAUAUGUUUUUACUUCUUUUUACAAAGCAAGAUUUUAGUUUAUCAAAAUUGCAUUGUAAUUUGACUGCCAUGUACGUAAUGCAUUCAUUGUAUUUUUAAAACUUUCUGCUUUGAGAAUUUUUACUUGCUUCUGUGCUUGAAAUAUUUCAGGUUGUGAAAAAAAUUAAAUUUUAUAAAAUGGGCAUCCCUUUUUUUUCUCAUUUUCUUUACAAAUUCCAAUUAAAUUAUGUGGUAUUUAAUUUUUAUAUCUUCCACAUAUCCUAUAAAACCAAAAAUGUAGAUUGAUGAAUCAAUUCAUUACAUAACAAUGUUGAUGUUUUCUGUGUGUUUUACAUCGACUUCUAAAUUACAACUCAUAGAUCGAGUUAAUUUUGAUUUGAAACUGCUUUUUGUCAUCGGGUUUUAUCCUGAUCUUAGGGGAUAAUCGUAAUAUGUACCUCGAAAUAUGAGAAAAAGCUUUUGAAAGUCAUAGAUUGGGCUACUUCUGAUGCUAAAUACUUGAUAUCUAAGCAGGGUUAAAAAAUAUCAUAUUUUCCAAAUAUAGAAAAUGUCCGAUAUUUUGAUACAUAUCAGAUAUUUUGAUAUAUAUCAGAUAUUUUGAUAUAAGUCUUUAAAAUAGUAAAUGCAUCCGAAAUCACUCUGAAAUUAUCUUAAAAUUAAGGUAACUUUCAUUAUUUAUAAUUUAAUAUUUUAUUUUACAUUUUUAUCAAGUUUAAUGGAGUUAAUUUAGCAUUAGCUAUUUUAUUCAUUUUUCUUCUAUUAGCUACUUUUACACAGUUAUAUAAUUCAGAAAUAAAAAAUAUGCAUUUGUCACUGCACAGUCAUAAGACAUUUCUUUUUUUCCGACCAACAUGUAAUAUUUAAUUAGGCACUUUUAAUAUAAUUAAAAUUUUAACAUUACUGAUAAUUUUAUGAAUAUAAAACAAAAAAAAAUUACUUUGCUGCAUUAAUGAUGUAUUAAUACAUCUUAGAAAUAUAGUACAUAACUUUUUGGUUAUUUUUAAUAAUAAAUGAACAACAUUAGUAUGAUUAAUAUAAUUUUUACAUUGAAAAUACACCGUAGUUGAAAAAAUAAAUAUCAAAAUAUCAUGAUAUUUUCAAAAAUAUCGGAUAUAUAUUGUGAUAUAUAUGAUGAUAUAUAUCGCCAUACCCUGUAUCUAAGCUGAGGAAUUCUUGAAUUGAUAAGGACUUUUCUUGGACGGUUGUGCUUGCUUAAUCGAAUAGACAAUUUCCCACGAAAAGUUAUUCUAAUAAGCAAGAUAUUCCUAUAUCUAGGUUGAAAAGGACAAAUUGCAACAGUUUGGGACAUUGAAAAAUUCAUUACAUGAAACCGGACAUUCUUUUCACCAAUCCCAAUAAGCUGGCUUAGUUGUACUCUCCAAACAUGUGUUUUGCGAUAUUUAUUUAAUUCAGUUAUAUGUGUAUGCUCAGGCUUGUAAACUUUCACACACUUGUCUUAUAAGUAUUAGUCUUAUAUAAAAAUAAAAAAUAGUUUUUAUAAUACAGUCAGAAGGUAAAAAAAUCUUUUGCCUCUACAUAGUUUCCCAUAAAUAAGCCUCAUAUUCAGUGUCAUUGGGGGGGGGGGGAGCACUGUCCUCAAGAUAUAGUCCCUUGUGAGUUCCUUCAAACAUUUCUUAAAUACAGCCUGUGCUUGUAUAGAAUGUAUCUUGCAAUUUGGAAUGUAUCUUGUCAUAACAUUGUCCUAUUACAUUUUUUAAAAAGUUUACAAUUUACUUGCUGAUUUCAUAAACAAAUCUUACUUCUUCUACAAGCUGAAAACUAAAAGCAGUUGAAAACUGAACCCUAGAAAAAAGCAGAAAUCAAAUCUCUGCUCUCAGUGACAUUACCACUCAGCCACUGAAGUCCCAACUUUGCCGAUAUUUGCUUGCUUGAUUGUCUACAUAUUGUUAACUUCACAUGAAACUAAUAUUUCCCCUGUGUUUCUGAUUUUGCCGUACAUACUUCAGGUCAAUUCCAUGAUAAGGUCAACCAGAUGACCAAAUUUUCAAAAUUAAAAUUUCUAAACAAAUAAGAUAUCAUUUUAAAGGUAACAAGUUUUACAUUGUGAAAUGCCUGUCUAAAAUUUCACGACUUCAAUUAUCAAUAAGUUACAGGAGGUUAAACUAAGGUCAACAUCUUGAGUAUUUUCAAACCAUAUUUGGUGACUCUCAAAGGAAUUCUGUUUUUUCCAAAAAAUAUAUACUAAAAUUAUGAAUUGAGAUGAAUAACCAUUUAAAUAUACAAUGUAUUGCUGGUGAUGUUGCAAAAAUGUGUCAAAAUAUAAUUCAUUUUGGUUUAUAAAAGAAUUCCUCUGGGGUACAUUACGUGUUUUACAACCGACACCAAAAUGCGCAAUUAAUUAUGCUGAGCCAAUAAUUUUAAAGCUACAUGCAUGUAUUUUUGUGUACAAAGUAAGAUUUUUAAUCUCAUUGAAAUAACCUAUUUUCAUUUUGUAACAAGUGAAUAAUUUUUACUAAAAUCUAGGUGCUGGACGUGAAAGAAUUUUUACAUCCAACACUGUUGCAUUCCUUUAAACAGCAUAUGUUUUGAACUUUGUUUCUCCUUUUUUGCCUUUAAUUUCAAAGUAAAAGUGAAACAUGCAUCAAAAACAACCUUAUGAAAUUAUAGGGUUGGUAGGGGUAAGUAGGACCCCUUUCAAGAAUAGUUAGUUUUUGAAACCUUAUACAAAAGUUUUGAAACAAAAAAAAAACUUAUUGUCUUAUUUUAUUUUGGACAUUAUUAAUAAACAAAAGUCUAUCAUUAUUUUCUAAAAUAAUGCUUAAAAUAUUCCUUACAAUUAUAUUUUUUUAAAAAUUGAAUGGAUGUCCUACUUACCCCAUAGUAAGGGGUAAGUGGGUCAUCCCCCUUUUAUUUAAACUUAAAUGAAGCAUAUCUAAAAAAAGGAUAAGGGGAGUCUUAUAUGAUAAAGUAUAAAUUUUUAGUGUGAAUUAAUUUUUAGCAAAUGCAUCCAUUUAUGAGGUAUUUACUAUCUUAUAAAUCUGUAUCAAGGAAAAUUUCAAAACUAAAAACAAAACAAUUUCAUCUGAAAUUUAUUGAAAGCUUUUAGACAUAUUUUACUUUUACAUAUAAAGGAGUGUUAAAUGAAAGCAAUGUAGUCAAUUAAGAUCAAUUUUAGCAAAUUAGCCAAAACUAAGUUGAAAAAGAAUUUGGAAACACUAAAUAAAAAUGCGUCUGUAAAUUUGGCUAUGGAAGAACCAUUAUCAACAUUAGACUUACAUAAAUCUUAUUGGGUGUUUUUCAUGUAAGUUUCACAAAUAGUUACCAGCUUUAGCAGUUUUUAUAGCUUAACUAUCAAUUCCUACUAAGUCAUCAUGGCAGUCUUGUAUUUCACUGAUACAAAUAUUUCAUUCGAUUUUCAAAUCCUCACUAUUAUGAAGGGAACCACUUACCCCAUAAUGAGAGGACUGCUUAUAGCAAAAAUUUGCAGCGUAGGUUGGACCCCUCCAUGAAAACAGUUAUUAAUAAUAUUUUAUUCUAAUAUUCUGGUUGCAGUAUGUACGUUAAGUUAAACUGUAUAUGAAGGUUUAUUGAUCAUAAGAGAAUAAUAAAAGCUAAUCGGGAAAUACUUCUUUGAAAAAUGUUGCUUGAACUCGCCAAAAAAUAUUUUUCAGAAUUUUUUUUUUUUUUUUUUUGAUUAAGUUCUCUGACCUAGAAAAAAUUCCACGAAACCCAAAUUUUUGCAAAACCAAUCAGUGUAAUGAACCAUGAGAUGAUCAAUAGAAAAAAUUCUAAAAACCAUAUGCAUAUUUCAUUUUUAGGGAGGUGACCCACUUCCCCCAACCAGCCCUACUUCUGAAUUUAUUUGUUAAAUUUUAUUUCAGUAUAUGUAACCUAUAAUUUAUAUAUUUAUAACUGAAGUCAUUGUUGUGCAUUUACAUUUAAGAGCAAUAGUUUAUGUACAAUAUGGACAAUUUAUGUUCGACACCGAAAAUUUACAUCCGACACCAAGGGAAAAAAAUCUUUUUAAUAAUUUUAUUCUUUAUAAUAUCAAUUGAAAACUGAAAUAUGCUUCAAUCAUAAGUAUACUUAAGAAUUAAGCUGUUUUUAAAACUAAAACGUAAGCCAAUUCAGACUUUUAAUAAGUGAACCAUCAAUUUUACUAUUUGUGUGUUUACGUCUGACACCAACUCUUGAAAUUUAUACUUUAGGGAUCUAUUUUGAAAAACUAACAUGAUUUUUUAUUCAGUGGGAUGUAGUAAGUAUCUUGUAAAUAAAUUUAAUCAUUUUGGAUCAGUUUAUAUUUGGUAAAUAGAAUUAAAACUGAGAAAUAUUUCUUCAUUUUUUACGUCCGACACUAUGGAAUUGCCUAUCCCCCCCCCCUCCCAAAAAAUGGCAAAAAUUUCUGGACAGUGUCUAUUACAGUAGAAAGUAUUAGUUAAGUAGGGGAAAAUCAGGACUUUUAUGUGCCCAAUUAUAAUAAGUAAACUUAUUAUUAUUUUUUUAAUUUAAUGUUUGUGUUGUACAUUUUAAUGUAUAUUCUUAGGUUAUGGUAUUAAAUGCAUUUUAUAUGAAAAA
Uloborus diversus is the source of this 5378-nucleotide messenger RNA. It is a transcript of the gene veli, whose product is annotated as protein lin-7 homolog C. The record is from RefSeq and is a predicted model, not a curated record. Gene Ontology annotation, molecular function: protein binding. Bases 131 to 724 code for a protein of 197 amino acids. Gene Ontology annotation, cellular component: basolateral plasma membrane; cell-cell junction; synapse. Gene Ontology annotation, biological process: maintenance of epithelial cell apical/basal polarity; neurotransmitter secretion; protein localization to basolateral plasma membrane. The transcript has a single exon. Lineage: Eukaryota; Metazoa; Arthropoda; Arachnida; Araneae; Uloboridae.